This is a messenger RNA of Cataglyphis hispanica, 5111 nucleotides long. It is a transcript of the gene gro, whose product is annotated as protein groucho. NCBI's taxonomy places the organism in Eukaryota, Metazoa, Arthropoda, Insecta, Hymenoptera, Formicidae. The coding region runs from base 932 to 3253 and encodes 773 amino acids. Gene Ontology annotation, cellular component: nucleus; transcription regulator complex. The record is from RefSeq and is a predicted model, not a curated record. Gene Ontology annotation, biological process: regulation of DNA-templated transcription; negative regulation of canonical Wnt signaling pathway. The transcript has 16 exons. Gene Ontology annotation, molecular function: protein binding; transcription corepressor activity.
CGCUGCUGCUUCUGUGUGCGUGCGCGCGUGUGUGUAUGUUGGUACGCUCGCUCUCAUUGAUGCGUCGGUGUGGACUUGUCGCGGCGGUUUUAGUGUUGGUCCGUCGCUCAUCGGUGUGUUGGUGGCGGCGGCAAGCGGCGUUCACACGUCCCCGUCAUCCACUACUACUCGGACUCGGCUCGCAGUCGAGCGUCGUACGUUGCGCGGCGCGGACGUACGCGACGUUCGCUCAUUCCCAUUCCCAUUACCGUUCUCGUUCUCGUUCGUAUCCCAGUCGCGGUGAUCGUCGUACACGUACACAUUCGAGACGUAGACGCGUUUUGACUUUGUGCAUGCGUCUUCCUACGAAAGUGUCAGUGCCAGACGGAGCGAUUCGCGCGGAAGAGAAGAGAGAGGCGCAGGAAGAGAGUGUGCGGCAGGAAACGCGAGUGCUUUUUCACUGCAGUGCCAAGACAGAUUAACGACGAAGACGCGCGCGCGUCGGAUGGAUUUCAUCGUGCCUACAUUCAUAUCCCGCCGAGGAUCUAGAAUCGCGACGUGCGAUGGAUAUUCCGAGGGAAAUGGAGAUAUUGCACGAAGUGUAAAGUAAUUAACACGCCAGAAAUUACGAAGAUCUUCGAAAAAUAAGUGUGUGUGAAAACGCAAAUCGAAACUUAAGAUAGAUUUGUGCGACAUCGUUUCCCAUUUCCGUAUAGAUUAAUCGAUGAGAAAAUGUACCCGAGCUCGCGAUAAAGUAAUCGCGAUGAAUCGCGUUGUGCUGUGAACAGUGCAUGAAGAGAAGAACGAUCUAAAACUGCGACUGUCGUCAAAUGGAGUCCCUUCUGGAUCACGAGGAUGCGUUCGAGUCUACGAACACAUGGUGAAAUGAUCGUGUGCGUAGUGUAUCGUGGAUGCUGCAGCGAUUUCUAAGAAGCAAUUGCCCAAGACUAAGAUGUACCCCGCGCCGGCGAGACAUCCCGCCGCUCCCGGUGGCGGCGGUAGCGGCGGGGCUGCUGGCGGGCUGAAAUUCACGGUGGCGGACACUUGCGAGAGGAUCAAAGAGGAAUUCAAUUUCAUCCAGCAGCAGUACCAUUCACUGAAGCUUGAGUGCGAAAAGUUGGCCAGCGAGAAGACCGAGAUGCAAAGGCACUACGUUAUGGUAAGGCACUUUUACUACGAAAUGUCAUACGGCCUCAACGUUGAGAUGCACAAGCAGACAGAAAUCGCCAAGAGGCUGAACGCGAUAAUCGCCCAAGUGCUUCCGUUCCUGGCGCAAGAGCAUCAGCAGCAGGUGGCCAACGCUGUGGAGAGGGCGAAGCAAGUCACCAUGUCCGAACUGAACGCCAUUAUCGGGCAACAGCAACAGCAAGGCCUCCAGCAGCUUUUGCAACAAAUUCAUGCGCAGCAACUGCCCCACGGCGCGGUGGUCGGCGGUCUUCCGCCGGGCGGUCUGCUGGGCUUCGCAGGUGCGGCCGCGGCGGCCGCAGCCGCGGGUGUGCCGCCGCACUUGGCGCCGCCGCCGCAUCCCGCGGCCGCAGCUGCGGUUCAGGCACAGGCGCAGGCGCUGCUGAAGCCUGCCGAUCUGCAGCAGCAUCGCGCGGCCGCGGAGACGCCCGAGGAUCGUAAGCCGAUCGCUUUGCCGGACGAGAGACUCGGCCAUCGCUCGGUCUCGCCACCCGAGAAAUUUCGCAGCCGCACACCCGACCUCGAGAGCGACCCCAAGAGGCGGAAGGAGGAGAAGCUAGGACACGAGAGUGAUGCUGAGAAGAGCGAUCAGGAUCUAGUUGUCGAUGUGGCGAACGAGGAGGCGUCAUCUCCGCACGCGAACGGGGAGCACUCGGAUCCACGCGAGAACGGCACUCUGGAGAAGCUGGGCGCACCGGGUCACGUUGGUGGACCAGCAUCAGGCACGGGAUCGGCAUCCGUAAAGGAUAGGCCGCCAUCGCGCAGCGGCAGCUCAUCCGCCCGUAGUACACCGUCUCUGAAAAGUAAAGAUGUCGACAAGCCGGGUACACCUGUGGCGGCGGCGAGGGGCUCGCGCAGUUGUACGCCAACUAUGGGCGGCAUCCCUGGGCCCUUGGCAUCGCGGGUCUAUCAUCCGCCAUCGUCGCAGCAAACGCCACCGCAGGGUUAUCAGGGCUUGCCAUCCCGCGGCAAUGAGCCGCCGCAGUCGCCCUCGCCAUACAGCAACUUGCCAUACGCGAGGCCCUCUAUGCUCGGUUUUGACAGUCACAUGAGGAUAUCUGCGAGUAACGGGUUGAGCAACAUCGCGGGCGGCAAACCGGCAUACUCUUAUCACAUGAAUGGCGAGGGCCAGCUGCAGCCCGUACCAUUUCCCUCGGAUGCUCUAAUCGGACCGGGCAUCCCGCGUCACGCGCGUCAGAUUAAUACUCUAACUCACGGCGAGGUGGUCUGCGCCGUCACCAUCUCGAAUCCAACCAAGUACGUUUACACCGGCGGUAAGGGUUGCGUCAAGGUUUGGGAUAUCGGCCAGAGUGUCGGCAGUGCCAGCGUGAAACCAGUUUCGCAGCUGGACUGUUUGCAGCGUGACAAUUACAUUAGGUCCGUAAAACUUUUGCCUGACGGAAGAACCCUGAUAGUCGGCGGAGAGGCUAGCCAACUGAGCAUCUGGGACUUGGCGAGUCCCACGCCCAGAAUCAAGGCCGAGUUGACUUCGUCAGCGCCCGCCUGCUACGCCCUAGCGAUCUCACCGGACUCCAAGGUCUGCUUCAGCUGCUGCAGUGAUGGCAACAUCGCCGUUUGGGACUUGCAAAAUCAGACGUUGGUCAGGCAAUUCCAGGGCCAUACAGACGGCGCGUCCUGCAUCGACAUCUCCGCCGAUGGGUCCAAACUGUGGACCGGCGGCCUUGACAACACCGUGCGCUCCUGGGAUCUUCGCGAAGGCAGACAGUUGCAGCAGCACGAUUUUACCUCGCAGAUAUUCUCUCUCGGUUAUUGUCCGACCGGGGAGUGGUUGGCCGUCGGGAUGGAAAACUCGAACGUGGAGGUACUCCACGCCACCAAGUCCGACAAAUAUCAGUUGCAUCUGCAUGACUCUUGCGUGCUCUCGUUACGUUUCGCCUCCUGUGGAAAGUGGUUUGUCUCCACCGGCAAGGACAACUUGCUAAAUGCUUGGCGUACGCCAUACGGUGCUUCAAUUUUUCAGUCUAAGGAGUCGUCGUCGGUGCUGAGUUGCGACAUUUCCGCAGAUGACAAGUAUAUUGUGACUGGAUCCGGCGAUAAAAAGGCCACUGUAUACGAAGUGAUUUACUAAGACUAUCCCUUAACAAAGAGAAGAAUUUGUCUCUUGCCUCCUUAAUAGUGUUAAAAUCGAUCGAGAAAACUUUGUUAAUCUCCUGUAUAUCUCUCCUUAGCGCAGGGGGAGCGCAAAAAGUUCCCGAAAGUGGGAUUCUUAGCAGCCUUAGAACCCCCUUAAGACCACGCGACUGGUAAUUGUGUACAUAUACGCAUAUGCGAAUCUAUAACGGAAUUACAAUAGAAAAAUGUGAAAAAUCAAUGUGUGCGUGUGUGCGUGUACGAGUGAGUGCGUAUGAUGAACGAGAGUCAGCGAUGUAUAUUAAUUUCGCGCUACUAUUUGUCGCGUGCAUACAACGAGCUGAACGCGUUAACGACCGUUGGAACGACCUUUAAUAGAGCGGUUCGCAUGCGCAUUAAAGUAAACGAGAGGAGCCUUCGCAAAACGGUGAUGUUAGACAUAUAUGAUUUUGUAGCUACGUAAAUGUAGGAUUAUAACGCGCCUAAAACGAACGGCCGGGCCGGCAUCAUCGAGGUAAAGCAUCGCAAGAUUCAUCUUGUCUAUCCGCGAGAAAUUGCAUUACGCCUUCAGUGAAAACGGACACGGGCGUUCGUCAAGACGUCACUUGAAACUUUUGCAGUCGCUAUAUCUUCAAACGAAUCGUAUCCUUCCUGCUAUUCCUUCUCGAACAACACAAAAAGGACGUUUAAGAGAAAAAAAUUGUUUUUUUUAGAAGCUUGAUUAUAUUGCAUUGACGGACUUAAUUAAUGAGAUUGUUGUCAAUGUCAAAGAUAAUCUUUUACGAGUAUAUCAAUAUUGUUUUGACUUGGUUUGAUAAUUUUUAAUUGCGAUGAAAGAGCUAUAUCGAAUAAUUUGUCAAGCGUGUUAAGCAAGAGGAUGGCACGUCUUGCGCUUUGAAUUGUCAAAAUCGGUGUCAAUUUCACUGUCAUAACUAUUAUUGUUUGGCAUGACAAAUUUGGUUUCAGGCAAAUACUUUUUUGCAUCUCGUAAGCAUAAAGAAUGAUACCUAUUGUGUAAUAAUCGAAUUUCUACGUGAUAUAUGCGUGACGACGCGAAUGGCAGAAUCCCUGUACAGAAUCCUUGUACAUAUUCGACGUUUGUGAUUAUAACGAUUAUAAAACGAAUGCGCAAACACGGCGUACGUCGCCGCGCGCGCGCGCGGAUUCGGACUCUUUAAAUAUACCUAUGUAAAGUACAACCCCGUGCACAAUCGAAACAAAACUAUUUCUCUACUUUAAUUAGGAGACACUAAAAUGCACGGAGAUCAAUAGAGACGGAUGACUUCUUGCAGUUUUUAAAUAUCGAUUUUUUAUAUCGAUAAAAGAAAUAUUAACAUUGUACAAAAAACUAAAAGAUCACGAAGAUCUCUUUAUGUUAAAAAAUAUUUAAUCAAUAAUAUAAUUGGGGCUUUAUCCGAUUGUAUAAAAUACGAUAAGAAGCAUUUUUGUAAAUGCUUCCAUGAAUGAUUUCUGCUUUCGAUUGAUCUUCGUCCUGCGAAAAUUAGCUGAAUGAAAUUCUCGACAGACAGACGAGCGCGAAUUAUAAUGUAUCAUCGAAAUGAUUAAAUUUGUGAAAUUAUACGGUCCUUCAUUCUGUGUCCUUAACGUGAAGUAAUAAAACCAAGUAAAAAUCUUAAGAAAAACGGAUAAUUACUUUAUUAUAGUUUUCGCAGGUCUCGUCUUGCUGGCAAAUUGAGAGUAUUGAUUAAAGAUUGACAAAUAUAUCACAUAUGUAGAGAAAAAUAUGUCAUAUAAUCAAUGAUGACGUAUUCGCAAAUUUCAUGAGGAAAUAAAUAAGAAUCUGUUCCAUUUCUUCCCCAUCACAUUUUUAGCAAUAAUAAUAUGUGACAAUAUUA